Messenger RNA from Colius striatus (speckled mousebird), 3495 nucleotides. RefSeq names its product scavenger receptor cysteine-rich type 1 protein M130-like. The record is from RefSeq and is a predicted model, not a curated record. The transcript is spliced from 17 exons. Bases 1 to 3495 code for a protein of 1164 amino acids. Lineage: Eukaryota; Metazoa; Chordata; Aves; Coliiformes; Coliidae. Gene Ontology annotation, cellular component: membrane.
AUGUGGGGCAGAGUCCUGUCUGAGCAGUGGGACGUGGCGGAGGCCCGUGUGGUGUGUCGGCAGCUGCGGUGCGGAGAGGCAGAGACGGCCUACAAGCCGCCCACGGCCGAGCGAGGGCCGGGCCCCGUGGGGCUGCGAGGGGGUGGGUGGGCAGCCGGCCCCCGCCGCCAUCUGGGCUCUGUCCCCGCCGCAGGGAGCCGGCGCGUGCGGCUGGCGAACGGGCCCGGGCGCUGUGCCGGGAGAGUGGAGAUCUACUCCCAGGGCAGCUGGGGCAGCAUCUGUGACGACGGCUGGGACCUGCCCGAUGCCGCCGUCGUGUGCCGGCAGCUGGGCUGCGGAGGGGCCGUGCGGGCGCCGGGCUCUGCCGCCUUUGGGGAGGGCUCCGGGCACAUCUGGCUGGACGGCGUCAACUGCUCCGGGGCUGAAGCCGCUCUCUGGGACUGCCCGGCCGGGCCCUGGGGGCGGCACGACUGCGGGCACAAAGAGGACGCCGGAGCCGUCUGCUCAGAGUUCACGGCCCUGAGGCUGGAGAACAGCGACGGCUGCUCCGGGCGCCUGCAGGUUUUCUACAAUGGGACUUGGGGCAGCGUUUGCUCCAACUCCAUGACCCCUAAAACGGUGUCACUGGUGUGCGAGGAGCUGGGCUGCGGGAAGGAAGGGACCCUGGAUACACAAGGGCAAUGGGGCAGAGUGUCUGGCCCCGCCUGGCUGGACCGUGUGGAGUGUGAGGAGAGACACGGCUCCUUCUGGCUGUGUCCCUCUGAUCCCUGGAACCCGCGGUCGUGCGACGAGCUGCAAGAUGUGACCCACAUCACCUGCAACGGGGCUGCAGAGUUGAGGCUGGUGGAUGGCGGCAGCCGCUGCGCUGGAAGAGUGGAGGUGGAACACGAGGGACAGUGGGGCACUGUGUGUGAUGAUGAAUGGGACUUGAAAGAUGCUGCAGUGGUUUGCAAGCAGCUGGGAUGUGGGUCUGCUGUUGAAGAGGAUGAAGAUUAUGAGGAUAAAGAUUUUGGGCCAGGAUCUGGCCCUAUUUGGUUGGAUGAUGUUCAGUGUAAUGGCUCCGAGCCUGCCCUGUCCAACUGUACACACAGAGGAUGGGGUGAGCACAACUGUGUACACAACUGGGAUGCUGGGGUGAGCUGUUCAGGGUUUGUCCGGCUGGUCGGAGGGGACAACGACUGCUCAGGACACGUGGAGAUCCAUGAUGGGGAGAAGUGGAAAAGUGUCUGUGCCUCAGCCUUUGGUCCCAGAGCUGCUGCUGUGGUCUGCAGGGAGCUGCAGUGUGGGGCAGCCCUGAACAUCCAAGGGGUAGCUCAUGAUGGAGCCAGCGCCGGUGCCAUGUGGGACAGAGAGCUGCAGUGUGCAGGGAAUGAACCCUUCCUCCAGUUUUGCCCCAGAGGCCCCUCCUGCGACCAGCUCUGCACCCCCAGAGCUGCUACUUGGCUGAGCUGCACACGGUUCAGGCUGGUGAACGGCACCACGGCGUGCGAGGGGAGGGUGGAGCUGCACGUGCAGGGGACCUGGGGCAGCCUCUGUGCCUCCCGCUGGCACCUCUCUGACACCCACGUCCUCUGUGGUCACCUGGGCUGUGGCUUUGCUGUGUCCCUUCCCAGAGGAGGGAGUUUUGGGAGAGGAAUGGGCCCCGUCUGGAGAGACUCGUUCCACUGCAGUGGGACUGAAGCCCACCUGGGACAGUGCCCAGUGACCGUGCUGGGGGCCUCCCCGUGCUCCCAUGAGGAUGCUGCUGCUGUCAUCUGCUCAGGCCCCGCUGGCUCCGGGUCCCUGCGGCUGGUGGGGGGAGGGAGCCGGUGCGCCGGGCGAGUGGAGAUCUUCCAGCGCGGGACGUGGGGCAGAGUCCUGUCUGAGCAGUGGGACGUGGCGGAGGCCCGUGUGGUGUGUCGACAGCUGCGGUGCGGAGAGGCAGAGACGGCCUACAAGCCGCCCACGGCCGAGCGAGGGCCGGGCCCCGUGGGGCUGCGAGGGGGUGGGUGGGCAGCCGGCCCCCGCCGCCAUCUGGGCUCCGUCCCCGCCGCAGGGAGCCGGCGCGUGCGGCUGGCGAACGGGCCCGGGCGCUGCGCCGGGAGAGUGGAGAUCUACUCCCAGGGCAGCUGGGGCAGGGUCUGCGACGACGGCUGGGACCUGCCCGAUGCCGCCGUCGUGUGCCGGCAGCUGGGCUGCGGAGGGGCCGUGGGGGCGCCGGGUUCUGCUGCCUUUGGGGAGGGCUCCGGGCACAUCUGGCUGGACGGCGUCAACUGCUCCGGGGCCGAAGCCGCUCUCUGGGACUGCCCGGCCGGGCCCUGGGGGCGGCACGACUGCGGGCACAAAGAGGACGCCGGAGCCGUCUGCUCAGAGUUCACGGCCCUGAGGCUGGAGAACAGCGACGGCUGCUCCGGGCGCCUGCAGGUUUUCUACAACGGGACGUGGGGCAGCAUUUGCUCCAACUCCAUGACCCCCAAAACGGUGUCACUGGCAUGCGAGGAGCUGGGCUGCGGGAAGGAAGGGACCCUGGAGAUACAAUGGCCACGGGGCAGAGUGUCUGGCCCCGCCUGGCUGGACCGUGUGGAGUGUGAGGAGAGACACGGCUCCUUCUGGCUGUGUCCCUCCGCUCCCUGGAACCCGCGGUCGUGCGACGAGCUGCGAGAUCAGCCCCUGUGCCAGGCUGCCCAGGGAGGGACACGGCCCAAAAUGACCCCAACCCCGGGCUCCGCGUGCCCCAACGCCACGAGCUGCACAGACAGGGAGAGGAUCCGCGCCGUGGGAGGAGAGGACGGCUGCUCGGGCCGGGUGGAGCUGUGGCACCGCGGCUCCUGGGGGACGGUGUGCGACGACGCGUGGGACGUGCGGGAUGCCGAGGUGGCCUGCAGGCAGCUGGGCUGUGGACCCGCCGUGGCCGCCCUGCCCGAGGCUGCCUUUGGGGAGGGCACGGGCCCCGUCUGGCUGGAGAAGGUGGAGUGUCGGGGCACAGAGGCGGCUCUGCAGCACUGCUGGGCCUGGCCCGGGGACCGCGGGCUCUGCCGGCACAAGGAGGACGCGGCCGUGCGCUGCGCGGCUGCGCCCAGGACAGCAGCACCGACCCCUCGAGCAGAUCCCACUCGGGGCCGCCCGACCAGCAGCAGAAGCGUCUCGUUGCCCGUCAUCAUGUGCAUGAUCCUGGGAGCCCUUGUCUGCCUGCUGCUGGCCCUCCUGGCCUGGAGAGUGCUCAGCGCCAGGGCUGAGCGCAGAGGCUCCCAGACAGCCCUGGAGCCCUUCCCUGAGGCCGUGUACCAGGAGAUCCAUUACAGCCCAGUGUGGGAGGAGCAGGCGAGAUUCAAGCCAUCAGGCUCCUAUUCCGAGGAGUCCCUGACCAAGCUGCAGCCCCACCACAGGGACAGCGAGGAGGAAGAUGGUCUGGGGUCAGCACGAGACUCGGGAUGGACAGUGGUGCACCUGAGUGCCACCAUCAGAGUUGGGGAGCAGAUGGGGAUCUCCUGUUCUGCUGCAGCCACCAGUGUCUGA